AUGUUGGUGCAAUCCUUGUCAGUUUCCUUGUUGCUGGCAGUUGUGACUCUUGCUUCACCUACGGGAAUUCUUGAGGAACGUGCUUCCAAGACUGCCACUGCUGUUGCUCCAGCUGGGACCAUUCUAGGAAAUGUCAAAAAUGGAGUGGAGUCAUUUGGAGGUAUUCCUUAUGCCAAACCUCCUCUUGGUCCCUUGAGGAUGAAGCCCCCAGUCCGUCGAACUGACUCCUUGGGUGUUUUUGAUGGCACUGGUCCUGCUGGAGCGUGUCCCCAAAUGGUCGCUUCGACUGACAGCAAGAACUUUUUGUUCGACACUUUGGGUUCACUCGCCAAUCUUCCAUUCGUUCAAAAUGUCACUGGGCAGUCGGAAGAUUGUUUGACAAUCACUGUUGCUCGUCCUGAGGGUACGAAGGCUGGUGCUAAGCUUCCUGUUUUGUACUGGAUUUUCGGCGGGGGUUUUGAGCUCGGAUGGUCGUCCAUGUAUGAUGGCACAGGUCUUAUCAACCAUGCCGCAUCAAUCAACCAGCCCUUCGUCUUCGUGGCCGUGCAAUACCGUGUGGCAGGCUAUGGGUUCAUGCCCGGCAAGGAAAUCCUAUCUGAAGGGUCCGGAAAUGCCGGGCUGUUAGAUCAGCGCAUGGGACUUGAGUGGGUUGCGGAUAACAUUGAUGCCUUUGGUGGUGACCCCGAUAAGGUGACGAUUUGGGGAGAAUCUGCUGGAGCAAUCUCAGUCCUCAACCAAAUGAUCUUAUAUGAUGGCGACAAUACAUACAAGGGAAAGCCGCUAUUCCGUGGAGCCAUUAUGAACUCUGGCAGUGUUGUGCCAACAGACCCCCUUGACUGUCCCAAGGGUCAAGCCGUCUUCGACAAGGUUGUGCAAACCGGAGGCUGUACCGGUGCUGCAGACAAAUUGGCUUGCCUACGUGCGCUGAGCUCGAACGACUUCUUGAAAGCUGUCACAUCAGUUCCCGGUAUUUUGUCUUAUAACUCACUUGCGCUGUCUUACCUACCGCGUCCAGAUGGCAAAGCGAUCAGCAAGUCGCCAGACGAGCUUAUACUGGGUGGAAAAUAUGCGCCAGUUCCAAUGAUCAUUGGAGACCAAGAGGACGAAGGGACUUUGUUUGGUCUUUUCCAACCCAACCUCACGACCACAAAAGAACUAGUUGACUAUCUGACCUCAUACUACUUCGCAGGUGCCACCAAGGCACAAAUCACCGAACUAGUAGGCACCUAUGGUAGCGGCAUCCCGGCCGUCAUCAACGGCAGUCCCUUCAACACCGGCCUCCUAAAUGAAAUAUUCCCUGGCUUCAAACGCAGAGCCGCCAUUUUAGGUGAUCUGGUAUUUACACUGAGCCGACGUGUGUUUUUAACAGGUACCAAUAUCCUACACCCAAAUGUCCCGUCAUGGUCGUACUUGUCGUCUUAUGACCAAGGGACACCAAUUCUGGGCACCUUGCACGGAUCCGAUAUCAUACAAGUCUUUUAUGGAAUCAAGGAUAACUAUGCCGCUAAUAGUAUUCGGACAUACUACACUAAUUUUGUUUACAAUCUGGACCCCAACGUUGGAUCGUCUGGAAAGUAUCCCAACUGGCCGCGCUGGUCUGAGGGUAAUAACCUUGCUCACUUCUUUGCGGGCAAGUCUACCCUUUUGAAGGAUAAUUUUAGACAGGCGUCGUUUGAGUGGAUUACGAACAAUAUUCAAGCGUUGCGAUUUUGA
Molecule: messenger RNA, 1713 nt
Organism: Pochonia chlamydosporia 170
Lineage: Eukaryota; Fungi; Ascomycota; Sordariomycetes; Hypocreales; Clavicipitaceae
Product: cholinesterase
Exons: 2
Coding region: 1-1713 (570 amino acids)
Source: RefSeq, a predicted model, not a curated record